Thalassophryne amazonica is the source of this 1523-nucleotide messenger RNA. It is a transcript of the gene adss2, whose product is annotated as adenylosuccinate synthase 2. The transcript is spliced from 13 exons. Gene Ontology annotation, biological process: 'de novo' AMP biosynthetic process; IMP metabolic process. Lineage: Eukaryota; Metazoa; Chordata; Actinopteri; Batrachoidiformes; Batrachoididae. The record is from RefSeq and is a predicted model, not a curated record. The coding region runs from base 101 to 1480 and encodes 459 amino acids. Gene Ontology annotation, cellular component: cytoplasm. Gene Ontology annotation, molecular function: GTP binding; adenylosuccinate synthase activity.
CCGGGAGUGUACGCUCUUGUUCUCGUAUGCUCUCUGGCGCGGCGCAUCAACGGCAGCGGCACGGAGCGAAAAGGCACAGACGAGUAUAUUGACUGAAGAAAUGUCGGAAAGUGAGAGCCAGGAAGGUGCCGGGGCGCCUCCGGACGGUAGCGGCAGCCCGACCAAACGUGGAACUUUGCCGUCCGUCGGAAAUAAAGUCACGGUGGUGCUGGGCGCUCAGUGGGGCGACGAGGGGAAAGGAAAAGUUGUGGACCUGCUGGCACAAGAUGCGGAUAUGGUGUGCAGAUGUCAGGGCGGCAACAACGCAGGACACACGGUGGUUGUUGACUCUGUGGAGUACGACUUCCACCUCCUCCCCAGCGGCAUCAUCAACUCCAAGGUCACCUCUUUCAUUGGCAAUGGUGUUGUGAUCCAUCUUCCUGGUCUGUUUGAAGAGGCAGAAAAGAACAAACGGAAAGGAAAAGGCCUGAAGGAUUGGGAGAAACGGUUGAUCAUCUCAGACAGAGCACACAUUGUUUUUGACUUCCACCAAACAGUUGAUGGUGUUCAAGAACAACAAAGACAAGAGCAAGCAGGCAAGAACCUCGGGACAACAAAGAAGGGGAUCGGUCCAGUGUACUCGGCCAAGGCAGCGCGUAGCGGACUCAGGAUAUGUGACCUGUUGGCUGACUUCACUCAGUUCUCCGAAAGGUAUAAAGUUUUGGCGCAGCAGUACACGGCCAUGUAUCCCACUCUGGAGAUUGACAUAGAGGGAGAGCUGGUCAAAUUGAAGGACUACGUGGAGAGGAUCAAGCCCAUGGUGAGAGACGGGGUCUACUACAUGUACAAGGCUCUUCAUGGUCCGCCGAAGAAGAUCCUAGUUGAAGGAGCCAAUGCAGCUCUCUUGGACAUCGACUUUGGGACGUACCCCUUCGUCACGUCGUCUAACUGCACGGUAGGCGGGGUGUGUACAGGCCUCGGCAUGCCGCCACAGAACAUUGGGGAGGUUUAUGGAGUCGUGAAGGCUUACACCACCAGGGUGGGCAUUGGAGCGUUCCCCUCCGAGCAGAGCAACGAGAUCGGCGAACUGCUUCAGACACGCGGGAAGGAGGUGGGCGUGACCACAGGCAGGAAGCGCCGAUGUGGUUGGCUUGAUCUGGUGCUCAUCAAAUAUGCACACAUGAUCAAUGGCUUCACUGCGAUAGCGCUCACCAAGCUGGACAUACUCGAUGUGUUCCCAGAAAUCAAAGUGGGCGUGUCUUACAAAGUCGACAAUGAGAUGAUACCUCACUUUCCCGCCAAUCAGGAGGUCCUGCAGCGCUUAGACGUGCAAUAUGAGACGCUGCCCGGCUGGAACAGUGACACCUCAGCUGCUCGAAGUUUUGAGGAUCUGCCAGUUAACGCCCAGAAAUAUGUCCGCUUCAUUGAGGAACAUUUAGGCGUGCCUGUCAAAUGGAUUGGAGUGGGAAAGUCAAGAGAGUCCAUGAUUCAGCUGUUCUAGACAGAGUGAGGAGAUGAACGAGCAAAGAGACGCUGCAGCAGGA